Molecule: messenger RNA, 2785 nt
Organism: Bufo gargarizans (Asiatic toad)
Lineage: Eukaryota; Metazoa; Chordata; Amphibia; Anura; Bufonidae
Gene: VIL1
Product: villin 1
Exons: 20
Coding region: 123-2606 (827 amino acids)
Biological process (GO): cytoskeleton organization; barbed-end actin filament capping; actin filament severing
Cellular component (GO): actin cytoskeleton; cytoplasm; lamellipodium
Molecular function (GO): actin filament binding; phosphatidylinositol-4,5-bisphosphate binding
Source: RefSeq, a predicted model, not a curated record
GGACAAAGGUCACUGCACCCUGGCAGGAGACCGUACCGGUACAGGUGCACAGUGCAGCUCUGCCGGCCACACCUGACAGCACACAGGUUCCCAGGUAACUUGUGAUCCCAUAAUCUUCCAAAAUGGCAGAACUGACCGAAAAAGUAACCAAGACCCUGAAUAAAACCACCCCAGGACUGCAGAUCUGGAGAAUAGAGAACAUGGAGAUGGUUCCUGUUCCAGAAAAGUCCCAUGGAAACUUCUUUGAGGGUGAUUGUUAUGUCCUCCUCAUGACUCAUAAGACGAGCAAUAACUUCUCAUAUGACGUCCACUUCUGGAUCGGGAAUAAUUCCUCUGUGGAUGAGCAGGGAGCGGCGGCCAUUUACACCACACAGAUGGAUAACCACCUGGGGGGAGUCGCUAUCCAGCACCGGGAGGUCCAGGGAUAUGAGAGCGAUGCAUUUAAGGGAUAUUUCAAACAAGGCAUAGUAUAUAAGAAUGGCGGAGCGGCCUCUGGAAUGAAGCAGGUGGAGACGAACACGUACAACAUAAAACGUCUGCUACAUGUCAAGGGGAAGAAGAACGUUUUGGCUGGAGAGGUCCCUCUCCAAUGGAGCAGCUUUAAUAGCGGUGAUGUCUUCCUGGUAGAUCUGGGGAAGCUGAUUAUCCAGUGGAACGGGCCGGACAGCAACAGGAUGGAGAGACUGAGGGGUAUGAACUUGGCAAAAGACAUCCGCGAUCGUGAACGUGGCGGGCGCACCCAUGUCUACGUGGUUGAAGGUGAUAACGAGGAAGCGUCCCCGAAACUGAUGGAGAUUCUUAUGCACAUACUGGGCCAGAGAACAGGAAUAAAACCGCCAGUAUCUGAUGAUGUAGUGGACAGUGCAGCAGCAGGAGCAAUAAAGUUGUAUCAAGUAACAGACAACAACGGAAACCUGAUGGUGCAAGAAGUGGCCACCAAACCAUUAACCCAAGACCUGCUGAGCCAUGAUGACUGCUACAUCUUGGAUCAGGGUGGAAUAAAGAUCUUUGUAUGGAAAGGAAAAAAUGCAUCAAAGGAGGAGAAGCAGGCGGCCAUGCAGAGAGCGCUGAAUUUUAUCAAAGCCAAGAACUACCCCCCGUCCACGAACGUCGAGGUGCAGAACGACGGGGCCGAGUCAGCCGUAUUCAAGCAGCUUUUCCAAAAAUGGACCACAAAGGAUCAGACUGUUGGGCUCGGAAAAACAAGCUCCGUUGGUAAAGUGGCCAAAGUGGAGCAAGUGAAGUUUGAUGCGGCCUCGAUGCACGCCAAACCUGAGGUGGCCGCCCAGCAGAAGAUGGUGGAUGAUGGAUCUGGAGAAGCAGAGGUCUACAGGAUCGAGGACCUGGAGCUGGUGCCUGUGGAGAAGCAAUGGGUCGGACACUUCUAUGGUGGAGACUGUUACCUGAUUCUGUACAAGUACCUGGUGAACAAUAAGUACCAUUAUAUCAUCUACAUAUGGCAGGGCCGCAAUGCCACUCAGGAUGAGAUUGCAGCUUCUGCAUAUCAGGCAGUGAACCUGGAUCAGCAAUACGACGGACAACCAGUUCAAGUGCGAGUAACGAUGGGGAAGGAGCCCUCACACCUCAUGGCCAUGUUCAAAGGGAAGAUGGUGGUGUACGAGGGUGGUACCUCCCGUGCUGAGAGUGACUACACUCCUCCUGAGGUCAGACUGUUCCAUGUGCACGGCACCAAUGAAUACAACACCAAGGCCUUUGAAGUCCCAGUCCGGGCGUCAUCUCUUAAUUCUAACGAUGUGUUUGUCCUGAAGACCAAGGGGACCUGCUACCUGUGGUGCGGCAAGGGAUGCAGUGGUGACGAGAGAGCUAUGGCCAAAAACGUGGCUGACAUCAUAUCCAGAGGAGAGAAGGUGGUGGUUGCUGAGGGACAGGAACCAUCUGAGUUCUGGUUGGCACUAGGCGGCAAGAGCCAGUAUGCCAGCAGUAAGAGGCUGCAGGAGGAAAUUCCAGAUAUCACCCCACGUCUGUAUGAGUGCUCCAAUAAGACCGGGGUGUUCCGUGCAACUGAAAUCUCAGAUUUCAACCAGGAUGAUUUGGGUGAAGACGAUGUCUUCCUACUGGAUGCUUGGGAUCAGGUCUUCUUAUGGAUUGGCCGAAAUGCAAAUGAAAUCGAAAAAAAAAACGCAGCAGUCACAGCUCAGGAGUAUCUGAGGACUCACCCCGGCAGUCGUGAUAUCAACACUCCAAUUAUUGUGGUGAAGCAGGGAUUCGAACCCCCAACAUUCACAGGCUGGUUUUAUGCAUGGGAUCGAUUCAAAUGGGAGAACACAAAAUCAUACGAGGACUUGAAAGCCGAACUGGGAAAUGACAACGCCAUUGAGGAUAUCUCCAAGGAAUUUGACAGGACUCAACUGGACUCUUUUACCUCCCAAACCAACUUUGGGUCUCUAGCGUACCAGGUCUUACCAGCUGAGGCUCUGACUAAUAAGACUGCAGAGGAGCUGCCUCCCGGAGUGGACCCCUCCCGAAAAGAGGAAUAUCUGAGCAAUGAAGAGUUUACGGGAAUAUUUGGGAUGACGCGUGACGAGUUCCAGGCUCUGCCAGAGUGGAAGAAACAGAAUCUGAAGAAAACAAAAGGACUGUUCUGAAUGCACUUUCUUCUUCUCUUCACUUUUGUCCUAUAAAACAUCAACUUUUCUGUUUUGUCCUCAAGAAGAAAUAAAAAUAGGAGUGGCUAUAUCCGCAGCCUGGGAAUGGCUAUGUGCAGAUCAAACGGGGAUCCUGUCAAUUCAGUGUUUUAAUGGAAAAAAUAAAAAUUGUACUGUUA